AUGGAUCCCCCGGAGACCGCGGCGGACAGCCAGGGCGCGGCCACCGCCUCGCAGCCCCCCGCUGCGCCCCAGCGGCGCUUGGGCCUGGGGGGCGCGUUGCCCCCAGACGUGCGGAAGGAGGCGCUGGAGCUAGCGGCGCUCGCUGGACCCGUGUUCCUUGCGCAGUUGAUGAUCUUUCUCAUCAGUAUGGUCAGUUCCAUAUUCUGCGGACAUCUGGGUAAAGUGGAGCUGGACGCUGUCACCCUGGCUGUGUCGGUUGUGAAUGUUACUGGGAUUUCAGUCGGAACUGGCUUAGCCUCCGCUUGUGACACACUGAUGUCUCAGUCCUUUGGAGGCAAAAACCUGAAACGUGUGGGGAUCAUACUCCAGAGGGGAAUCCUCAUCUUGGGGCUCUGUUGCCUCCCUUGCUGGGCCGUCUUCAUCAACACGGAACGUCUCCUUGUCCUCUUAAGACAGGACCCCGAAGUUGCCAGGACAGCCCAAGUCUACGUGAUGAUUUGCAUUCCUGCUCUUCCUGCAGCAUUCCUAUUCCAGCUGCAGACAAGAUAUUUACAAAGUCAGGGCAUCAUUAUGCCCCAAGUUAUUACUGGGAUCGCAGCAAAUGUCAUCAACGUGGGCAUGAAUGCCCUCUUACUGUAUGCCCUGGACCUUGGAGUGGUGGGGUCAGCCUGGGCCAACACCACCUCACAGUUCUUCCUGUGUGCUCUUCUUUUCCUGUACAUGUGGUGGAAGAAAAUCCAUGUCAGCACCUGGGGAGGCUGGACAAGGGAGUGCUUCCAGGAAUGGGGCUCCUACACCCACCUGGCCAUCCCCAGCAUGUUCAUGGUGUGCAUCGAGUGGUGGACCUUCGAGACCGGAACCUUCCUUGCAGGCCUCAUUAAUGUGACAGAACUGGGAGCCCAGGCCAUAAUUUACGAACUGGCUUCUGUGGCCUACAUGGUACCCCUUGCCUUUGGCGUGGCAGCCAGCGUCCGGGUGGGCAACGCUCUUGGAGCAGGGGAUGCCGAACAGGCCCGAUGCUCAUGUACCACCGUUCUCCUGUGUGCUGGUGUUUGUGCAGUCAUGGUAGGAGUUUUGCUGGCAGCUCUGAAGGAUGUGGUCGCCUAUGUAUUCACCAGUGACAAAGAUAUUGUUUCCCUUGUGAGCCAAGUGAUGCCUAUUUUCACUCCCUUUCAUGUGUUCGAUGCACUUGCAGGCACUUGUGGUGGAGUCCUAAGAGGGACAGGAAAACAAAAGAUUGGUGCUAUCUUGAAUGCCAUUGGUUAUUAUGGGUUGGGUUUUCCCAUUGGAGUGUCUCUGAUGUUUGCUGCUAAACUUGGGAUAAUAGGCCUCUGGUCUGGCCUGAUCGUGUGUGUCUUCUUUCAAGCCCUCUUCUACGUAGUGUACAUCCUUCGGAUGAACUGGAGUAGAGCUGCAGAGGAGGCACAAGUUCGAGCUGGGCUAAAAGACAACGAAGAGACCACACCUACCCCGACAGAUCUGCCUGUCUUGGAAAGAGAAGAGAUCGAUGGAGUGAUUUUGCCUGAUCUCAUCAGACCAGAGAACCAGACUGCCCAAUUGAUAGCACUAGAAGGCAACAGCCAGUGUGCAGUGCCCACCGUUGGAGAGGUCUUGACAGGAAGACAGCUGGUUUUCUAUCGUGGAAUGGCUUUAACUAUUGCCGUUGCUGUGUUUGUAGCAGGAAUUUUAGUAAGAGUUUUCAGUGACCGUGGCUAGGUAGAAUUAUCACCAGUCUAUAAACCAGUGAUGCUAGCUAUCUGACGUGUUGAACCUGGAAGGUGAGCUUACUGAACGGUGGUUUCACUCUCGAUGGUAGGUGAUGUGUCUGUCCUUGGUCAUCCAGAGAAACUACACCAUAGUAUUGGAGAUCAAGCAAGGAGCAUUAUUGCCUAUUAUGUGCAAGGCAUGUUCGACUCUGGAACAUUGGCGGGGAGGGGAGAAAGAGCUAGCAAACAAGCAAACGAAAGCAAGAAAGGAUAUCAAGUU
Messenger RNA from Jaculus jaculus (lesser Egyptian jerboa), 1986 nucleotides. RefSeq names its product multidrug and toxin extrusion protein 2-like. Gene Ontology annotation, cellular component: membrane. Gene Ontology annotation, biological process: xenobiotic detoxification by transmembrane export across the plasma membrane. Lineage: Eukaryota; Metazoa; Chordata; Mammalia; Rodentia; Dipodidae. The transcript has 17 exons. Gene Ontology annotation, molecular function: antiporter activity; xenobiotic transmembrane transporter activity. The coding region runs from base 1 to 1716 and encodes 571 amino acids. The record is from RefSeq and is a predicted model, not a curated record.